AUGAGCCCUAUUCCGACGAUUGAACAUGUCCUGCAUACCUGGAUUAGGCGCGAUGACCCUGAUAAUCCAGAACAGAGACCUACUGACCCGAAUGGACUUGUGCUCGAAGCGUGGGCGCAGGGCUACAUGGUCGGGUCGCUCAUCAUCAUGUCCUGCAUCACAUUGGCAAACAUGCGGAAAGGCGUUCUGCUGCACAAGCUGAUUUUGCUCGAGCUCGUUCUCGGGUAUUGGCAAGGCUUCUUCAUUCUGUUCAACCCGCCUGUGUACGCCUGGUGGCUCUCCAUAGCCGCCAUUCCGCUCAAUACCUCCUGGUGGUUGCAUAACGUCAUCGCCUGGAUGAAAUUGAGGCCUUUCCUCAACAAAACUGUCAGCGGAUUUUUCAUCGGCACUAUAAUUUUGGUCAUUCCGUAUUGGAUUGUCGAGAUCUACGCGAACUUCACGUACUUUCACGAUGUCAACAAGAUCUUCCUGAGGACACGGCCGUGGGAAGCACUAUGUCGGGAUCCCUGGUGGAUAUUGGCGGCCUGCCUCUUGAUCUACAACAUCAAAACCAAGUACGAUCUGACUCUGACGCAAAUUGUUCGCAUAUCUCCUCGCUUUGCUGUUAUGCUGGGUGCCAUGGUUCUCAGCAUAUGUUUUAUAAUUCUGGAUGUCCUGUCGGUCACCUCGGCCCUCAAGUCUGCGUUACCCGUGGGCAUCAACCCAUUCUGGAAGCUGUCCUUUGUGUUCAAGUGUUUGACCGACUCAGUUGUCUUGGACGAUUUCAAAACAGCCUUGGAUCGAUUGAGGGCCUUCAAAAUGAGCCGGCUCGGCAGCUUUGCUUUGGACGCGGCAGAUCAUCGCAACAAGAAGCACAAGGAGGACGUGAAUACCGCCAAUAAUUGGACCGCACCGCCUCCACCACCAAAUGGGGACAGGCCUCUCCCGGUCGGGCCCCUACCAAUAUUACCUAGUCCUGAGGAUGACUAUAUUAAGCCUCGGUGGGACGAGCUGAAAGACGGCCGCUCGGCCCAUCUGGAAAACGGAGACGUUGCUCGGAAUGGCUCGAGAGAUCGGGACCCGGAGGAGAACCCUUUUGACGCGAUUGACUACGCCGAUCCCCAACGAGAGUCCAGUGACACUCGAAUGCUCAAAAACCAAACCAGUUGGCUGCAAAGGCGGUCUUCUGAAGAUACCUCCUCCGAUGCUGACAUAGAAUAUGCCAUGGCGGUCCGGUCGAUGACCAAUGAUUCUAUGGAACAACAACGUAACAGGAGCAAAUCAAUAGGGAUCGCCAAGUGA
Molecule: messenger RNA, 1281 nt
Organism: Fonsecaea multimorphosa CBS 102226
Lineage: Eukaryota; Fungi; Ascomycota; Eurotiomycetes; Chaetothyriales; Herpotrichiellaceae
Exons: 3
Coding region: 1-1281 (426 amino acids)
Source: RefSeq, a predicted model, not a curated record